This is a messenger RNA of Trichobilharzia szidati, 1912 nucleotides long. The record is from the annotation of a GenBank genome assembly. Lineage: Eukaryota; Metazoa; Platyhelminthes; Trematoda; Strigeidida; Schistosomatidae.
GUUGAAUGUAGAAUACUACACGGCCAAAAUUUCAGUUGUUGCGUUACACUAAUGUCGUCGUUGUCCUUUCUGCCUCACACCCUUACACCUUCGUCUGGUCAUAAGAGGAAACUCGAGAAAACUUCACAGAAACCUUCGAAAAGAAUAAAACACGAUGAUGAGACAGACGAACACGUGCCUACUGGAAAUGUAAUUGUUUAUAACGAACAAAAUGAGGAUAUUCGGAGCCGAUCAUGUCCAUACCUGGAUACAAUACGGAGAAACAUGUUAGAUUUUGACUUUGAGAAGCUUUGUUCUGUUUCGUUAUCCCACCUCAACGUUUAUGCGUGUCUCGUCUGCGGGAAAUACUUUCAGGGUCGUGGCAAUUCUACGCAUGCGUAUACGCAUAGCGUUAGUGAAGGUCAUCAUGUCUUCCUUAAUUUGGAAUCUCGACGGUUUUAUUGUUUACCCGAUGAUUACGAGAUUUUAGAUGGAUCACUGGAAGAUAUCACAUAUCUUUUGAAUCCCACUUUCGACCCCUCCGAAAUUUCUGCUUUGGAUAAAAACUCAAAAAUGGUCAGAGCUUACAACGGUCUUACAUAUUAUCCUGGUGUUGUAGGUCUUAAUAACAUAAAAGCUAAUGAUUAUUGCAAUGUCAUAUUACAAAUGCUCAGUCAUAUAAGUCCGUUACGAGACUUCUUCUUGAACACAAAAAAUUAUGAAAAUUCACGUAUAAGUUCAGGAGAUCAAAUGGUACUUUUGGUUCAGAGAUUCGGUGAACUAAUUCGAAAACUGUGGAAUCCCCGCAACUUCAAAACUCAUGUUUCACCCCAUGAAUUCUUACAGGCGGUUGUAUUGUGCAGUAAAAAACGUUUCCAAAUAACUGAACAAGGAGAUGCUGUUGAAUUUCUGUCCUGGUUGGUUAAUACAAUAGAUAAAGCUUUGAAGCCCAGAAGAACUCCCCAAUCCACCAGCGCAGUUAAUAUGGCUACUAAAAGUAUUAUAUCUUCCACCUUACAAGGGAAGAUGAGGAUGUACAGUCGGAAAAUAAUGCCUGUGAAUCUAACGGAAGAAGAAAAAGCAUCACUGGCUGAUAGUCCUGAGUAUAUGACAACAAUAUCAGAUACGAAUUUCUUCUACCUGACAUGUGAUUUACCACCACCUCCGUUGUAUUUAGAUGAAUUUAAAGAAAACAUUAUCCCGCAAGUUUCGUUAGCUACUUUGCUUGCAAAAUUCAAUGGUGUUACGGAGAAAGAAUAUAAAACUCAUCGAGAUUCUACUAUGCGUCGGUUUGAGCUUCGUCGACUUCCUUCAUACUUAGUCCUGUAUAUGAAAAGAUUCGUUAAAAAUAUUUUUACUUUGGAGAAAAAUCCAACAAUAGUGAAUUUCCCGAUCAAAAGUAUUGAUUUUGGAGAUCUUUUAGCUCCUGAAUUUCGAGCUAAACAUAGGUAUACUACGUACGAUCUGGUAGCUAAUGUUGUGCACGAUGGUCCUCCAACUCCUGGUUCUGGAACUCACCGUAUCCACUUGUUACAUCGUGGUACCGGAAAAUGGUUCGAACUACAGGAUUUACAUGUAACUGAAGUUCUGCCACAAAUGAUACCACUCAGUGAGACACUUAUUCAGGUGUGGGCUGUAAAUAAAUCUAUAGUUAAUCCACACUUUAAAGAGCCUACAAAGUUACCAGAUCAGAUGACUGAAGAAAAGGUUGAGACAGAAGACACUAAGAUGGAAGAAGCAAUUCAAAGUGAAGAUGUCAAAGAAGCGGAGACUAUGGAAACAGACUCUGAAACACAUGAAUAAUUUGUAAUAUACCUUUUGUGUUGUUUUCGACAAUAGUAAUCAACGGCACGAUUAAUGAAAUCGAUAUAACCUGCAGAAGUUUUACUGUUGAUAUGGCCUAUGUGAUCUUAAAAUAAAUUCUUCCGAAAAA